This is a messenger RNA of Pogona vitticeps (central bearded dragon), 329 nucleotides long. The record is from RefSeq and is a predicted model, not a curated record. Lineage: Eukaryota; Metazoa; Chordata; Lepidosauria; Squamata; Agamidae.
AGAAGGCGCCGCCGACCGGGCCAGUGGCGCAUGCGCAAUUGUGCCAUCCCUGAAGGGGAGCCAGAGGUGGUGGUGGGGAGUUCGAGUCCUUCGCUGUCGGGAUGUGGUACGAGAUUUUGCCCAGUCUGGGCGUCAUCUAUGCCUUCCUGGUCAUGCCUGGAAUAGCUCUGACUUAUAUCCAGAAAAAGUCAAGCGGGGACAAGCCAAAGAGGAUUGUUCGGACUCCCAAUAGUUUUUUCAUGAUGGAAAGAGAUGUGCGUGUCUCUAAGACCAAUCGCUACUAUGAUUCUAAGGUUAGUUUGACUUCUUUUUGAAAGCAGUUCAUAUGC